CACAGAGAGAGAGAGGAAGAGGAAGAGAGAGAGAGAGAGAGGGAGAGGGAUCGAUAUCCAUGUGAUUCACCCUUCAUCAUGAGGCUGAUCAGAGAAGGCGAGGCGCUGGUGGGCAUCGCCGGGGCUCCGGCGGCGACCGGCCUCGGCCACGGCGUGCACCCGGGGCUGUGGAGGACGCCGAUGCCGUACCUCUUCCUCGGCUUCGCGCUCAUGAUGGGGCUCAUCGUGGUGGCGCUGCUCGUGCUCGUCUGCACGCGCCGCAAGCUGUCAGGAUCAUCGCGGCGGGGGAGCACCGCCGAGGACGCGUCGGCCCGCAGGAUGGUGCCGCUCGACAGGGAGCCCAAGGUCGUCGUCAUCAUGGCUGGCGACGACAUGCCGUCCUUCCUCGCCAGCGCCAGGCCGUUCGCGUUCCCUGACGCCGUCGAGCCGCCACGCCAGGCAGACGCGGUCUAAGCGCGCGCGCCGCGCCUGUGUGCCCUGCAGGACGCGGGACCAAUUUUGUUCAUCGAUCAAAUUUCUAGGAUUUACCCUAAGUAAUUUUGUCGAUAGUAGGCGGCGUUGAGAUCUGUGAAAGCGAAUGAAGUUUCGGCUUUGCAUUGCUUGCUUUUGCCUGCUCUCCGAUUCGAUUUUUCACUCACAAAUUUCCACGCUUCUCGUUUGGGUGGGUGGUAUUAACUACUCCCCGGUCGUCGUCAUGGUUUUUUUUAGAAAAGGAGGAUG
Aegilops tauschii subsp. strangulata is the source of this 720-nucleotide messenger RNA. Its product is annotated as protein GLUTAMINE DUMPER 6-like. Gene Ontology annotation, biological process: regulation of amino acid export. The record is from RefSeq and is a predicted model, not a curated record. NCBI's taxonomy places the organism in Eukaryota, Viridiplantae, Streptophyta, Magnoliopsida, Poales, Poaceae.